AUGCCGGCCAUGGUUCUGCUUGGCGAGGAGCGGGAGCUUCAAAGCUCCGGUGGCUCCUCGCCUCGACGAUUCAGGAGUUCGCCUUUGGAGCCAAUGGUGCAAAUCUUGCCGUGUUUGCUCCAGUUCCUCCCACCUCAUACUCGGAGGUCUCUCUGCCAGCAAGAAUAUCGGGCUGUCCAGAGGGACGUGGAGCCAAAAUUGAGACAGGUCCAGGAGAGGCUGAGUGCCGAAGUUGACAAGUGGGAGGCAGAGUUCCAACAUGCCUGCGGCUCCUGUACUGCUGAGCUCUGCUUCGCCUCCAUAUGCUUAGCUCUGGUUGCAAAGCAGCCGAGGUUAUGUCAACUGGUGUUCCCGGUCAUAGGUAUCGCAGGUGGUGUUGUGAGCCUGAGCUGUGUGAUGCCGAUUUGCGUCAAGAGCGCUUUGGCGCGGCGAAGGAUGCAGCUGUUUCCAAGACAAGCGGCUGGCUGCCUGACAGCUCCACAUGAGCUAUAG
Symbiodinium pilosum is the source of this 492-nucleotide messenger RNA. The record is from the annotation of a GenBank genome assembly. NCBI's taxonomy places the organism in Eukaryota, Dinophyceae, Suessiales, Symbiodiniaceae.